AUAAAGUCAGGUAACCUGGCACCUCUACUCUGUUUUCUUCUUUACUCUCUUUUCCGAUCUCGUAUUUCCUGAAAGUCUCGGGUGGAAGUCAAGAUGCCUCACUCUAUCAGUCCAACACAGAGCCCUGCAACACCAACUCAACCAAUACUCUUCGUCAACGAUGGGCCUCUAGAAGACUACUCAUGGCUCCAGCCAUCACAUCCAGAUGAACCACUAGAAGAACUCCGGAGGAAAUACAAUGAAGAUGGUUAUAUCUUUCUCAAAGGUCUUAUCCCCCGUGAAGACGUUCUCAAAGCUCGGCGUUCCUACUUCGAUACCAUGGCCCCAACCGGCGUACUAAAACCCGGCACAACACCCCAACAAGGUAUCUUCGACUCCUCAAAACCAGCCUCCCAAUUUCCUGGCAUCGGCGCCGGUGCCGUAGGUGGCAACAAGCGGCCAGGGGAUGACUCUGCAGCCACUUUUGUGGACAGAGCACUGGAUGCCCACAAGCAAGACUGGUAUAAAGAGGAAUUCUGCAAACAUCCCGCUUUACUGGAGUUUGUGGCAAAGUUCUCGGGAUGGGGGAACGAUACAUUAGCGAUCAAAAGGACAUUGCUGAGGAACAACAUCCCGGGUACUCAUGCUAUUGGAGUCCAUUAUGACCAGAUUUUCCUAAGACAUGGGGAGGCUACUGCUAUCACGGCUUGGGUGCCCAUGGGUGAUGUUAAAACUAACGGUGGUGGACUUAUUUAUCUUGAAAAAGGUCACACAUUGGGCCGUGAACAAGAAUCUCGCUUCUACGCAGAAGCACUGGCAUCUGGCCUCAGCGACAAGGAAGCGAAACACGCUUUCAAUGCCAAUAUGAUGUCUACAGGUCUCCUCGACUCUGCGCCUUCGGCAUACGGAAAGCGGUUUUCGCGCAGAUGGUUGGUGGCAGACUAUGAAGCUGGAGAUGUGGUGUUGCACACACCGUUUACCAUUCAUGCUAGUACUGUUAAUCACGAUGUAGAGGGGGUCAUUAGAUUGGCUACGGAUUUGAGAUUUGUGAAUAGUAGUAGGAAGUGGGAUGAGAGGUGGGAUAAGGUUUAUGAGAUGGAUGAUGGGCUAUAGGUAGACAGAGCUGGAUGUCUAGCCCGCGGCUGCUAUUUGUUCCAUGUCUCGAACUAGCCUAAUCGCAGUAAUGCUGGAUUUCCGAAUUGUCCAAAAUCAAGACUGAUUGGAUACCUGGGUACGCUGGGCGCAUGUAGUCAGAAAC
Molecule: messenger RNA, 1237 nt
Organism: Aureobasidium subglaciale EXF-2481
Lineage: Eukaryota; Fungi; Ascomycota; Dothideomycetes; Dothideales; Saccotheciaceae
Exons: 2
Coding region: 94-1092 (332 amino acids)
Source: RefSeq, a predicted model, not a curated record